Messenger RNA from Xenia sp. Carnegie-2017, 1127 nucleotides. Its product is annotated as collagen alpha-3(IX) chain-like. The transcript has 4 exons. The coding region runs from base 69 to 959 and encodes 296 amino acids. The record is from RefSeq and is a predicted model, not a curated record. Lineage: Eukaryota; Metazoa; Cnidaria; Anthozoa; Malacalcyonacea; Xeniidae.
UGAUAACAGAUAUUUUGGAUUGUUCUCAUCACAGAAUCUCGCUGAAAAAAACAAGAGAAAACAAGAAAAUGGUGGAUUCAAAUUUCAUUGUGAUCGUUUUAGUAUUUUUAGCAUGCAGUAAUGCUCGAAAGAUAGAUAAACGCUUCUUAAAUAAUCCUUUCUACAGUCCUUUACCUCCUCCACCCCCCGGACCACCAGGUAUGGAUGGCCCUCCAGGGUUUGCUGGACCACCUGGGCCCGAUGGUCCCAAAGGUCCACAAGGUGUACAAGGACCCCCAGGACUCCCAGGACCACCAGGUCCCCCAGGAAUGCCUUAUUUACCGGUUGGACGUCGAGAUUCACUGCCAAAAGAAACCUCACCUCCUUCCCCACCACCAAUUUAUGGUCCACCAGGUCCUCCUGGCAAGCCUGGACCACCUGGACCUCCUGGACCACGAGGAAGAAAAGGGACACGUGGUGGAGCUGGUCAUGCAGGUCUUCCAGAUGCACGUAGUGCUAUUCCUAGUCCUUGUGGUGGUGGAUGUCCAGGAAUCUGUGCACCAGUUUGUUCUCACACGUGUUGCAGUCAUCCUCCACCUCCAUCUUAUCCCCCACCACCUCCUCCACUUCCACCUCCACCACCAGGACCACCUGGCAUGGAUGGACCUAUGGGUAUGCCUGGACCAAUGGGACCAGACGGACCCAAAGGACCUUUGGGUCAUCCUGGACCUCCUGGACCACCCGGAGCUCCAGGGCAGCCAGGUGCCCCAGCAGGACCACCUGGACGUGAUGGACCACCUGGAGUACCAGGUUCACCUGGCCAUCAAGGACCUCCUGGUGAUCCAGGUGUGAUGGGACCAAUUGGACCACCAGGACCACCAGGAAAUCCUGCUCCACCAGGACCCCCACCUCCAUGUCCUCCAGUAUGCGCUCAUACUUGCAUUCGUGCUUGUCCAGCCCCGUGCUGUCAUGGUCGUUAGAAUAUAUUAAAUGUAAACAUAAAACAUUGAACAAUUUGUUUUGUAAGAAAAAUCAUGUUAAAUAAUUUUAACGUAAAUUCACGUUAAAUAACAGUUAUUGGUUUUUCACUUUUCUGACGAUAACAUUUCGAAUUAACCAAAAUAUAUAAUCAUUCUUACAAAGAUAAA